Molecule: messenger RNA, 1812 nt
Organism: Thrips palmi
Lineage: Eukaryota; Metazoa; Arthropoda; Insecta; Thysanoptera; Thripidae
Gene: cn
Product: kynurenine 3-monooxygenase
Exons: 11
Coding region: 60-1475 (471 amino acids)
Biological process (GO): quinolinate biosynthetic process; NAD+ metabolic process; L-tryptophan catabolic process
Cellular component (GO): mitochondrial outer membrane
Molecular function (GO): NAD(P)H oxidase H2O2-forming activity; kynurenine 3-monooxygenase activity; FAD binding
Source: RefSeq, a predicted model, not a curated record
ACAGCACAGCGCGCCCAGCGGCCCGACGCCCAGCGCGGGUGCCUGCUAGCCAGCUAGCCAUGCGCACGGUCGGCAGCACGGACCUGCAGCAGCCCUCUGCGGGCAUGGCGGACACCGCGGAGUCGCAGAAGGUGGUCAUCGUGGGCGGCGGCCUGGUCGGUUCCCUGGCUGCCUGCAUGUUUUCCCAGCGCGGCUACCGAGUGGACCUGUUCGAGUACCGGAACGAUCCGCGCCUCAGCGCCGUGUCCCAGGGCCGCUCCAUCAACCUGGCCAUGUCGCGGCGGGCCCGCGCCGCCCUCGGCCUCGUGGGGCUGGAGGGGGAGCUCCUGCGCCACGGCAUCGCCAUGAAGGCCCGGAUGAUCCACGACCUGGAGGGCGGCACCAGGGAGAUCCCCUACGAUGCGCGCACCAACCAAUGCAUCUACUCUGUGGGGCGCAAGUUCCUCAACGACGUCCUGCUCUCGGCUGCUGAGAAGCGGUCCAACGUCCGCCUGCUUUUCGGCCACAAGAUGACGGGGGGCAGUCUGGACGAGGGCCGCGUUGAAUUUGAAAGAACCGAGGGUGGGACCGGCGGCCCCAAGGCCAAGGUCAAGGCCGUCGAGGCCGUGGGGGACCUGGUGGUGGGCUGCGACGGCGCCUUCUCGUCCCUGCGCCGCCUCUUCAUGAAGAAGCCCAUGUUCAACUUCAGCCAGACCUACAUAGAGCACGGCUACAUGGAGCUUCGGAUUCCUCCGACCGCCGACGGGGAGUUCGCCAUGCCGCCCAACUUCCUGCACAUCUGGCCGCGCGGGGAGUUCAUGAUGAUCGCGCUGCCGAACCAGGACCGCUCGUGGACCGUGACGCUCUUCAUGCCGUUCGCGCAGUUCGAGGCCAUCACGACGGAGGCCGAACUCCUCGCCUUCUUCGGCCAGCACUUCGCCGACGCGGUGCCGCUGCUGGGUGAGGACGCCCUCGUCGGGGACUUCUUCCGCUCGAAGCCGCAGCCCCUCGUGUCCGUCAAGUGCCGGCCGUACCACGCGGGCCGGGCCCUGCUGCUGGGCGACGCGGCGCACGCCAUGGUGCCGUUCUACGGUCAGGGCAUGAAUGCGGGCUUCGAGGACGUACGGCUGCUGUCCGGGCUCCUGGACGGCCUGGGCGGCUCGCCCGCCGGGCUGGCCGACGUGCUGCGGAGGUUCUCGGAGCACCGCAACGCCGACGCGGAGGCCAUCUGCGACCUGGCUAUGUACAACUACGUCGAGAUGCGCGACUUGGUGAACCGGCCGUCCUUCCUGCUGCGGAAGGCGCUGGACAACGCCCUGUACGCCGUGCUGCCCGACGUGUGGGUGCCCCUGUACAACUCCGUCACCUUCUCCGACAUGCGCUACUCGGAGUGCGUGCGCAACAGGGUGUGGCAGGACCAGGUGAUUCGCGGUGUGCUGGUGGCGCUUCUGGCCUGCGCCGCCCUCCUGGGCCUCGUCGCCUUCGUCAAGGCCUGAGGAACUAGCCCGAGGUGCGAGGCACGGGCCACCCGAGGAGAGAAGACCAAGAAGGCCCGCCUGAAGACACCCCGCCCCGCCCCGCUCGAACAUCAAAUGCUAAUGUUGUUUUUAGUUUUGCUCUGGGAGCGAAAGAUUAUUGCAUGCCGUUUACUACUGUUAAACACCAUCCCAGAGAAAAACGCUGAUGACGUUUGGUUUUGUGGUGAGAAACUCACUCAGGAAUAGCAACUAGGUUCAUGAAUAUUGUGUGCAUGAACUGCACUUUGUAACUUCUAAACAACGCAUUCCAAAAUGAAACAAAAAGAAAUAUAUGGAAAAUAAAUUUUAUUAACUA